GGUGAUUUGACGGGUUUCGGUUGGUGAACACUAGGCGGAGUUCACAGCUCGUCUCAGCGGUUCCGUUAUGAAUUAAUCAUGUAAAUCUGCGGAGCAGCAGAGACCACUGGCCCUGCAAACGGAUGACCAAUCAAUACGGGCGGUCCUUCACACCCAGUUUGCGCCAGUUUCCAACAGUCUCACUUGAGAACAUAAAAGCCCGAGAGCACAUCAGGAUCAUGUCUCAGUGUGCUGAAUAACCGUGCUUCAGCGCUGAUUGACCAGCUGCGCACCUGUUCUACUCCCGGAAGUGGUGACGAGGUUUUUCCACACGCAAGCGUUGACGCCUGGUAACGUUAUGUCUCGCGGUUCAGGAAUCAUUCCGGAUGAAUCCACGUUUAAUGAGUUCAAAAGACAGUGCUUGUCCACGGAGAACUGGCUCAGUAAGUAUGAUAAAAACGACAUGGAGGUCUGGGUCGAGGUGGCCCCUUUAUCUGCUUCCACAAACAACAAAGGGAACUAUUCCAAAGUGCACAAAAUCAAGUGUAGGAUAAACAUAAAGGAUGUAUCGGCUGCUAGCAUGUAUGACGUGCUUCAUGACAGCGUGUACCGGAAGACGUGGGACCCUACAAUGCUUGAGAGUUUCGACAUUGCUCGCCUGGCUCCUAAUGCUGACGUGGGCUAUUAUUCAUGGAUCUGCCCGAAGCCAUUGAAGAACAGAGAUGUGGUGACCUUGCGCUCAUGGCAGGCAUCUGGAAAUGAAUAUGUGAUCGUUAACUUCUCCGUGAAACAUCCGAAAUUUCCCCCACGGAAGGAUCUGGUAAGGGCCGUUUCCCUUCUGACGGGUUACCUGAUCCAACCAACGGGGCACAACAGCUGCAUUUUCACGUACCUCUCACAAGCUGAUCCCAAAGGUUCUCUUCCGAAGUGGGUUGUCAACAAAGCAUCUCAGGUCUUGGCUCCAAAAGUCUUAAGAAGCGUCCAUAAAGCCGGUCAGAACUACCCUGCGUGGAAAGCGGCAAAUUCUCCAGAUCAUAAGCCGUGGCUGUAUCCCAUACAGAGUGAACUGCCCUUGAUGGAUCCAGCAGAGCUGUCCAUCCAGCGCGGAGACUCGCUCGAGAACGUGGAUGAGAGCUCGACCAGGGAUGCUCAAGAGAAUGAGGACAGCAGCUAGAACUUCCAAACUCUGGUUUGUGUGACCGGGUCAGCCCAGUUACCUCUCACCCCACUUAUAGCUUACAACAUUCAACAUUAACAUUGCUCCUUCACGUUCACCGAGUAAGUGUUUACAGUCACUGGUGCACAGAUCUGCUCAUUCCAUUACCCUUGUCUGAAUUUCUUUCGCCAUUGUGCGUGCGAUAGUGGUGCUUAUUUGAACAAAAGAAAAUACUUUGCAGUUCUGCCUUUUUAAUUUAAUUAAAAAAUCCUUUUGAAGGUGGUUCAUUCUUAAAUGAGACCUUUUUUGCAUCUUUAAUUUAUUACUAAAUAAUUUUGGUAAGGCAAAUUUAAUUCAAUACAUGUUAUUGAACUCUUUUUUUUUUUUUAUUAUUAUUAUUUCUUUAUAAAUCUAGUUAAACAUGGAAUCUUUGUUUUAAGUCACCAUGGUUGGGGAUAAAUUCCUCUAAAUGUCAUCCUUUUGUGUUUGUGUAUUUAUAUCUCUGUGCCUUUUCAAAGAGGUGUGUCUGUAAUGGCAUGAGUGAAAAUGAUUGACACCAAGUAAACGUGGGAGAAAACCUGCAUUAAAGGCCCUGUAAUAUGACCAAAGUGGUCCAAGACCCAGUGUGGUAUUACCUCAACGUUUCUUACUUGAAGUGGUUUUAGUUCAUUUGCCUGUAACAGGCAGAAGAAAACAGAAGGCAGAGGAAUGUAAUGAGGGCUUUUCUGUACUUCUGUUAUGUAUGUGCCCUUGAACAUGAAAGAAAACGUCAUUAGCAAUAUCAUGAAACCAGUGAAUCAAAGUUACCCAUACUUUUGAUAGAUGUUUUUUUUUUUUUUUUUUUCUGAGGAAGGAUGGAUAUGUAAAUUUGUGUUUUUGAUAACUUGAGUUUUAUGUAUGUGAAGUCCUAACUCAAUGAAGGGUAAUAUGGUUUUACACUUUAUAAAUUUUAAAUAAAUUCUGUUCAAAAUGC
Messenger RNA from Carassius auratus (goldfish), 2108 nucleotides. It is a transcript of the gene stard14, whose product is annotated as START domain containing 14. Gene Ontology annotation, molecular function: lipid binding. Bases 338 to 1153 code for a protein of 271 amino acids. The record is from RefSeq and is a predicted model, not a curated record. Lineage: Eukaryota; Metazoa; Chordata; Actinopteri; Cypriniformes; Cyprinidae. The transcript is spliced from 7 exons.